GUUAUAGGUCAGGAGCGCAGCACACAUGCACUUCCACCUCAGCCCAGAUGACCUUGAUGUGCCCUACACAGCAUGUCUCAUAAAGGGAUAUGCUGUAAUUGUAGAAACAACCCUUGUGGUGGCGCCAGAGUCCUAGUUUGACAUCACACUGUGCCAGCCAUGUGCACAUGCGUGUGAGGGCAGCUUGGUAUAUUCUUAGACUGUCUGACUGUAGGUGUCCUCUGAGAGCCCAUCCCCCGUUUGUGUGGUGCUGAUGCUGAAUUGUCCAUCACUAAAGGACAGAGGAAGAUAUUCUUCUCUCUCUCAUGAGGUCCAGUCCUCCUGUCCUCUAUCCUUGUGAGAAUGGCGAUGAUAUGGAUGCAGACAGAGAAGGUGGUUGUGCAUGAGCUACAACGCAGACUGAGCAAUGUCGCUCACAGCAUUGAAACCUAAAGGCUGUGAGAGACUUCCUGUGAGAUUCCUGCUUGAGGUGACUUGACCAACGUGUGUGUGUUUGGCAGAUCUCACUACUAAGUGCUAAAACAGAUACUGUAAAAGUUUUCUGUAAUAGCAGAACUCCUUACUUCAGUAGUUGGUACAAGGGCAGUGGUAGACUACUUCCUAUUCAAUUUAAUAUUUUUAAAUUAUAAGUGUGGUUUACAAACUUUGCGUUUACCAUUUAGUAUCAUUAAGCAUAAAGGAACAAUAUGAUCGUUUUACGAAGUGUAUUGCAGCAGUCAGGUAUAAGUCAGUAUUGAUGAGGGACAAAAGUAUGCUGAGGAGACUCAGAAAAGGACGAUUCAAACAAGGCAGUGACUGUGGACUUCCUUUGGUCCCAUUGACACAAGGACAGAAUGAGAUCAUGCAGAUUGAGUCCAGCCCUCUCUUCGCUGCUGACAUCAUCACCGAGCUCAAGAAACAGUUUGCUUACCUUUCAGGAGGAAGAGGACAGGAUGGUAGCCCUAUUAUAAUCUUCCCAGAAUUCCCAUCAUUUUGUGAAAUUGAAGAACAAGACUUUCGUAAUGUUCUCACCUACCUGACAAGUGUUCCAAGUUUGAGUGCAGCAGGAGUUGGCUUUAUUGUAGUGAUCGACAGACGCAGGGAUCGAUGGACUUGUUUAAAGGGAACAUUAUUGCGGAUCUCAGGCUGGUUUCCUGGUAAUCUUCAGCUUGUUCUGGUGCUGAAACCCUGUGCUAUACUGCAGCGCACACUGUCUGAUGUGUUCUUCAAUCUACAAAGAGAUGACUUUAAGGUGCCGGUUAUCAUGCUGAGCUCAGUGGCUGAUCUGCACUCUUAUAUUGAGCGGAGUCAGCUGACACAAGAAUUGGAUGGCUCUCAAUACUACUGUCACAAGACAUGGAUCUCAAAUCGCACCGAUCUCGAAAGCUUUGCUGCAAUAGUGAAGAGGAUGGCUCACAGACUGCAAGUGUUUGGAAGGGAACUAGCAGAAACAGAACUUCCUGAAAACCUCCAAACAGCCAACAAUCUGCUGAACACACACACCAGCAGGAAAGAGAGUCUGAAAGAAGAGAUGGCAAGAGUUCUCAGCCAGGGACGGAGACUUCUGGAGAACAUUAGAGAACCUGUACGUAGAGAUCCCGAUAGUAGUCUAAACCCCGAUCAGCUGGAGAACCUCGCUAUAGUUCACAGGCUUUUAUCCCAGUUAAAUGAGAGCUCCACAGCAUUCGAUGACUUCUGGUUUCAGCAUCAAAACAAGAUGGAACUGCACUUGAAACUCUGCCAGUUUGAGCACAACUUUCAGCAGGUGCGGUUAGAAUUUGAACAGGCUACAGACACACUGAAUGCUUUUUCAGAUGUUGGAACAAGCCACACCCAAACAGAACACCUCCUCGAAGAUCUGGCCAAUCAGGAAGAAAUGACUUGUGAAGUGCUGGACAGAGUUAGGUCCCUGGUUGCUGAGGGCAAAGGUUUGAUUGACAGCAGUCAGAACGUUGACGGCAGUGUUGCAGGGAAAUGCUGUGAACUUCAAAGAAUCGCAGAUAAACUCACCCAAGAGCUCAAUAACAAGAGGACCAUGUUAACACAAACUAUAGAGCUUCACAAUAGACUGGACAUGAUGGGUAAAUGGUGUGAUGAUGGGAUUUACAUGCUAGCGUCACAGCCUCUUGACAAGUGCCAGUCACAGGAGGGGGCGGAGUCGGCACUGUCAGAACUGGAGAGUUACCUGGAGACAGCCAAUGAGAAGCAGGAAUGGGACAUCAACACAGUUUGGGUGGAAUAUGAGAGCAUUCUGAACCCUGAGCUCAGGGAGCAGGUAAACCGCCUUUUCGAGAAAAAAGCCUCACUACAGGAGAUGUUUGAGAGGAGGAGGGUUAGUCUAAAGAAACUAGCAGCCAAGCAAACACGCCCAGUUCAGCCUGUCGCCCCUCGACCGGAGUCACUCUCAUCUCCAGCUCACAGAGAACCUGACAACAUCUGUGUUCAAUUAAGCUGUGAUCAGGUUGACAGGAGCAGUCACAACGCCUCUGUAUCUGAGGAGGAGGAGACCCUCGCUGUGCUCCGCAGACAUGUUAUGAAUGAGUUACUGGAAACAGAGCGGGUGUAUGUAGAAGAACUUAUGUGUGUUUUGCAGGGAUAUGCUGCUGAAAUGGACAACCCCUCCAUGGCUCCUCUCAUCCCUUCACCCCUACAGAACAAAAAAGAUGUGUUAUUUGGGAACAUGCAGGAGAUUUAUAAUUUCCACAAAAGAAUAUUCCUCAUUGAACUGGAGACGUACACUGACUGCCCUGAGCUUGUGGGACGAUGCUUUCUGGACUGGAUGGCUGAGCUGCAGAUAUAUGAGAAAUACUGUCACAAUAAGCCUCGCUCUGAAAGUCUCUGGAGGCAGUGCUCUGACUGUGCCUUCUUCCAGGAGUGUCAGAAGAAACUCGAGCACAAAUUGGGGCUGGAUUCCUACUUACUUAAACCUGUGCAGAGGAUUACUAAAUACCAGCUGCUGCUGAAGGAGAUGAUUAAAUACAGCAAAGGCUGCGAGGGGUCGGUGGAGCUGCAGUCGGCUCUUUCCUCCCUACUGGGGAUCCUGAAGGCUGUAAAUGACUCAAUGCAUCUCAUCGCUAUCACUGGAUAUGAGGCUAACCAUUCAGACCUGGGUCGCUUGCUGAUGCAGGGGUCAUUCAGCGUGUGGGCGGAGCAUAAGAGAGGUCACGUGAAAGUGAUGGAGCUCGCAAGGUUUAAGCCCAUGCAAAGACACCUGUUUCUGCACGAGAAAGCUCUGAUCUUCUGUAAGAGACGAGAAGAGAAUGGAGAGGGUUAUGAGAAAGCCCCCUCCUACAGCUUCAAACAGGAGCUCAGCAUGAGCGCUAUUGGAAUAACAGAACAAGCUAAAGGGGACAGCAAGAAGUUUGAGAUCUGGUCCAGUUCAAGGGAUGAAGUGUACACGGUACAGGCCGCAUCUGAGGACAUCAAGACCAUCUGGGUGACAGAAAUCCGGAAGCUUCUGACAGGACAGCUGGAGGCCUACAAAGAAGCACGUCAGCAAAAGGUUCCUGAUCAGAACAGCUCGGAUAGCAGCUCAACCAGCAGACUGGUGAAAGGUGAACAUAUGAGUGUCAGAAGUGGAGGAAUGGAGAAACAGAAGAUAGAAGAGGAAAAAGGCACAGAACCUGAGAACAUUCCACAACCUAGAACGACAGAGAGAGUAAAAGGGUCUUCAUGCAGGUCAGAGACAAAACCAAAGCGACAGGAUAUCCGCAGUGAUCCUACGCCUCUAGAAACAGGGUCACACCCUAACUUGGGCGGAGUCAGGUGGUUCAGUACAUCAAGCCUGUUUCAGAAUCGUAGGAGAAGUACACAUACUGAGUACACACGAUGGACUAAAGGAUCUCUCUCGCUGGAUGCUAUUGAGUGUGACGGAUACUAUAGUGCUGAGGAGCAUGUGACCUCUGACCCCGACGAGGAGAAAGAAGAGAAAAAGUGUGAAGAUGAACCACUGCCGGUGUGGACUGAAGAAGAAAUCCAGUGUUCUGAAGACACAGAGAAUCUUGAUAAAUAAGAGUUUGUGCGUGCGUGUGUACAUCAUAUACUGUACUCUAGGGAUAUCACCAAUAUACUGAUAUUCACUUUAACCGUGAUAUUAAAAACCAUGACUAUCAAUAUGGUACUAAUACAUAUGUAAACUAUUCAGCACAUAUUUAAAACUUUCCUUUAAAGUGAUAGAUCACCCCAAAAUAAAAAUUCUUUCAUCAUUUACUCUCCUGUAUGACUUUUUUCUGCUGAAAUAAAAAGAGGCUGAGUGAAUGAUGACAGAAUUUUCAAUUUUGGAUGAACCAUAAUGGUUACAAACUCUGCCUCCCUACACUUUUUUUUAGUUUACUGGCCGAAAAGGGUGAAUUUGCAUAAAUUAUUUUAAUUAAAACAUUCAGUGGGACCUUUAUUUUUAGAGUGUGGUCUUAAAGUGAACAGUUAAAUUCACAGAAAAACCUGAGCCAAUGCUUUCUUUCAUUAAGGCUGUGAUACAUAUUUCAUAUCCCUUAAACGUUAUUUAGUAGUAUGUACCACAUUGAUGUGUCCAUACUGGGAAAUGGAAUGUUCAUUGUCAUGUCCUGUAGUGUAAAUGCAUGUAACAGUUGUUAUAUCAGGACCUACAUGUAAGCAUAUCAUAUAUGCAUAUGUUGUUUCUCAAAGUGACUGAUCACCCUGUGUUAUUUCUAUGUACAUUUGUCUAAUAUUAAAAGCGUGUUUUAUAGAUGCAUAUAUAAAUUAAAAACAUCUAUUUA
This is a messenger RNA of Triplophysa dalaica, 4715 nucleotides long. It is a transcript of the gene mcf2lb, whose product is annotated as mcf.2 cell line derived transforming sequence-like b. NCBI's taxonomy places the organism in Eukaryota, Metazoa, Chordata, Actinopteri, Cypriniformes, Nemacheilidae. The record is from RefSeq and is a predicted model, not a curated record. Gene Ontology annotation, molecular function: guanyl-nucleotide exchange factor activity. Gene Ontology annotation, cellular component: extrinsic component of membrane; cytoplasm. Gene Ontology annotation, biological process: intracellular signal transduction; positive regulation of Rho protein signal transduction. Bases 737 to 3991 code for a protein of 1084 amino acids. The transcript has 31 exons.